CUGAAGUGGCCUUGGCCUGUCAAUCAUGAUCUCGCGCGCGCUCAUGAUUCAAACAAGGACGUGUUGUCGAAUCAAAAGCAUUUCAAACCUGAUGACCGAGACAAAGUGAAGUGGAAGGGAAGCGCCUGUGGGAUCCGACACAUCAUCAUCUCGAGACAGAGAGACGUACUCUUCCUCCUGAUCUCAGUGCGGAAACACGGAAAUCAGCCUGUUCUCUUCUGGUCUGGCUGUUAAGAGAAGAAGAAGAAGCAAGCAGGAGGAAUUACUCCAGGAGAAACUACAGACAUAUUAUUGUAAAGAUGGAGAUUAAGGAAGAACCCUGCAGAAUAAAAGAUGAAGAUACAGAGGAGCAAAUAGGAGAAGCAGCUACAAACUACGGACAUACUAUUGUAAAGAUGGAGAUUAAGGAAGAACCCUGCAGAAUAAAAGAUGAAGAUACAGAGGAACAAAUAGGAGAAGCAGCUACAAACUACGGACAUACUAUUGUAAAGAUGGAGAUUAAGGAAGAACCCUGCAGAUUAAAAGAUGAAGAUACAGAGGAACAAAUAGGAGAAGCAGCUACAAACUACGGACUUACUAUUGUAAAGAUGGAGAUUAAGGAAGAACCCUGCAGAAUAAAAGAUGAAGAUACAGAGGAACAAAUAGGAGAAGAAGCAAGCAGGAGGAAUUACUCCAGGAGAAACUACAGACGUAUUAUUGUAAAGAUGGAGAUUAAGGAAGAACCCUGCAGAAUAAAAGAUGAAGAUACAGAGGAACAAAUAGGAGAAGCAGCUAUAAACUACGGACAUACUAUUGUAAAGAUGGAGAUUAAGGAAGAACCCUGCAGAUUAAAAGAUGAAGAUACAGAGGAGCAAAUAGACUCGACGGAAGUAAAAGCAGACAAACGGCAACAGUUUCAAAAACCUCAACAACUAAAAAAUGGAAAUGCUGCCAAUUUACAGACUGAAGCGAACCGCAAACAAAAACUAGCUGAAAAGAACAGCAAACACAAACUAAUUAAAGGGAACAGCAAACAAAAACAAAAACUAGCUGAAGAGAAGCGCAAACACAAACUAGCUGAAGAGAAGCGCAAACACAAACUAGCUGAAGAGAAGCGCAAACAAAAACAAAAACUAGCUGAAGAGAAGCGCAAACAAAAACAAAAGCUAGCUGAAGAGAAGCGCAAACAAAAACUAGCUGAAGAGAAGCGCAAAAAAAAACAAAAACUUGCUGAAGAGAAGCGCAAACAAAAACAAAAACUUGCUGAAGAGAACAGUAAACAAAAACAAAAGCUAGCUGACGAGAACCGCAAACACAAACUAGCUAAAGAGAAGCGCAAACAAAAACGAGCUGAAGAGAAGCGCAAACAAAAACUAGCUGAAGAGAACAGCAUACACAAACUGGCUGAAGCGAACCGCAAACACAAACUAGCUGAAAAAGCUGUAUACAAAGGACCUUUUCCUUGCUCUCAGUGUGGAAGGACGUUCAUGCGUAAAAGAAACUUAAAUGAACACAUGAGGAUUCACACUGGAGAAAAUCUGUUCUCGUGCUCUCAGUGUGAGAGGAGUUUCGCUCUGAUAGGACACUUAAACGUGCACAUGAGAUUUCACACCGAAGGAGAAUCGUUCACCUGCUCUGAGUGUGGGAAGAGUUUCAUGAAGGAAAUAAGCUUACGUUUGCACAUGAAAUCUCACACUGGAGAAAUAUUCACAUGCACUCAGUGUGGAAAGAGUUUCCCAUCCCAAAACAAGCUCAAAGCUCAUUCAAUCUUUCACGCCGAAGUGAAGCCGUUUAGCUGUGAUCAGUGCGAUAAAACAUUUUUUGUUAAAUCAGGCUUAAAAUCACACCUUAAAGUUCAUUCUGGUGUGAGGCCUUACCUUUGUUCUGUAUGUGGAAAGAGUUUUCCACAUCUGCCUUAUUUUCGAUCGCAUAUGAAUUUUCAUAAUGGUGUGAAACCUCAUUUGUGCUCUUACUGCGGGAAGACCUUCACUUUGUCCAGCGACUUGAAAAAACACCAGAGGAUUCACACUGGAGAGAAACCGUACAAGUGUUCACACUGUGAAAAGUGUUUCUCUCAGAUAGGAGCCGUGAAAUCUCAUGAGAGAACUCAUACUGGAGAGAAAUUGAAGCGAAAUAUUCAUAAGAAAAAGCGUUGCCUGAAGUUGUCUAGUAAAAAAAGAACUUGUUCAGAUCCGUCGCUUUCAAGCAAGUAGAGUUUGAUAUUCUGAUAAAGCAAAAUAUGGUAUUCUUGCAGCAACAGCAUCUGACGGAGAAAUCUGUGUGUUCAAUUCAGGGAAAAUUGUUUAAAGUUGUAAAUUGUGAGGAGGUCAAAAUGCCUCAAUUUAAUAGCAAUGCUUUAGUUUCUGUUGGGGAGUAAAUGUAGUAAAACUAACUGAAUGGUCAUCAGUCUGUUAAAUCUCCACCCACAUGCUGAACGUGUUUAGUUGUUUUAGUCUUUUAGUUUAUUGAUUUAAUGAACAAAUUUCUUCAGGCAACUAAUCAGAGUUUUGAUUGCAGCUAUGCAUUGUAAUGAAUUAGCUCUGCUUUAAUAAAUCACUGUUUUUUUUAAACUAAAAAAGUGCAAUUUUCUUCUUUCACAAAAAAAAAACAGUACAAAUUUUAUUUUGUCAGUGGAAAGCUGAUAUAUAGUUAAAAUAUAAGAAAGAUCUUCAUUACAAGGUCUUGUAACAAUGUGGUAAAAAAAACAAUAAAAACUAAAGAUUAAUUCACUGAAUAAUUCAUUAAAAAAAUCAAAUACAUAAUAAAAAUCAAUACGAAUGUCAUACAGGAAAAUAUUUCAAAGGGGUUUUACACUAAUUUGCUGGCAACUGUUUUAUUUUUUUUAGUAGUAUUUCAUAUUGUGGUAUUUCAGCGUUGAUCCGCUCAGACGUGUUAAAAUAUUUAUCUGAUACAAGUAAAAACUACUAAUCAUGGGCAUGCAUCUCUGUAUUCAUCAAAUGAGUAUAUAUAUUGAUUUUAAUAUUUUAUCUCAUUAGUAUAAAUAGCAAAUUGUCCUUAAAAGAUAAAAGUGACUCUCAUAACAUUGUUCUUAUGAAUGUAAAAAUUAACGUGAAGCGAUAGAUGUGAUCUGACAUUAUGAGAUUCUGGCGCAUUAAAGUUCCAGUAUAAAUUACUGAUUUGUUUCAUAUUUUCUAUCUUGCAAGAGUUUCUUUAUGAAGUCAUGUUUAUAGUUAAUAUUACAGAUCAGAUGUUCCUCUAGAUGGCGCCAUUUAUUAAUAGGAAGAUGCGAGAAACAAUUAUUAAGGUAGAAGAAUGGGCGUAUUAGGGAUUCAACAGUGAUUAGUUGUUCCAGAAGAGAGUCUGAGUACGGAAGCCCUGAACCGCAACGCAAAAAAAAAAA
This is a messenger RNA of Pimephales promelas (fathead minnow), 3340 nucleotides long. The record is from RefSeq and is a predicted model, not a curated record. NCBI's taxonomy places the organism in Eukaryota, Metazoa, Chordata, Actinopteri, Cypriniformes, Leuciscidae.